Messenger RNA from Mauremys reevesii (Reeves's turtle), 2769 nucleotides. Its product is annotated as group XIIA secretory phospholipase A2-like. The coding region runs from base 506 to 1060 and encodes 184 amino acids. The record is from RefSeq and is a predicted model, not a curated record. Gene Ontology annotation, cellular component: extracellular region; cytoplasm. Lineage: Eukaryota; Metazoa; Chordata; Testudines; Geoemydidae. The transcript is spliced from 4 exons. Gene Ontology annotation, molecular function: calcium ion binding; A2-type glycerophospholipase activity. Gene Ontology annotation, biological process: proteolysis; arachidonate secretion; phospholipid metabolic process.
AAAGCUUUAAAUGGAAGAUACGACAGCAGUGCAAAGUCCUGCCGUAGUACAGGGCUCGUUGCGCCAGUGCCCAGUGAAAGCGGUGGCGACACGUAGUGGAAAUCGGGGAGCCGAGCCAGCCAGGCGCCGGCGGGGGACGCACGGCCGCAGCCCGGGGAAGAAGAGCACAUCCCCGGCAGAGGCGGGCGCGCUGCUGAGGGAAGGCGCCUAAGAAAAGCCGCGCUCGGAACUCAGGCUCCUCUGCCGAGCGCCCGGCCCCCUUCCCGGCAGGAGACCGGCGAGCCCCGCCCCGGCAGGGAGGCGGGCCCGGCCCGGCCCGGCGGAGCGGUGCUGAAGUCGCACGGGAUGGUGGAAGUUCCGCGGCCGGGGCAGGCCAGGGCUGCGGGCGGCUGCCCUCGGCGCCGGUGAGGCGCGGGCGGCAUGCAGCCGGCCCCGGGGGCGUAGCGAGCGCCCCGGCCAGCGCGCACUCCCUGGAGCCCGAGCCGCGGGACCUUCUGCGCAGGUAAUGGCCUGCGCCCUGCUGCUGCUGCUGGCCUGCGGCUUGCUGGGUCCGUGCCAGCAGGAGCCCCAGACCCCGGACUGGAGGAUGACCCUCAAGACCAUCCGGAACGGGGUGCACAAGAUAGACAUGUACCUGAACGCGGCUCUGGAUCUCCUGGGAGGAGAGGACGGCCUGUGUCUGUAUAAAUGCAGCGACGGGUCGAAGCCUCUUCCACGUUAUGGGUAUAAGCUUUCACCACCGAAUGGAUGCGGAUCGCCGCUAUUUGGAGUUCAUUUUGACAUUGGUAUCCCUUCGAUGACAAAGUGCUGUAAUCAACAUGACAGAUGCUAUGAUACCUGUGGCAAUAGAAAAAAUGAUUGUGACGAACAGUUUCAGUAUUGUCUCUCCAAGAUCUGCAGAGAAGUACAGAAAACACUAGGAAUAUCAGAGAGUGUACAGGCCUGUGAAUCAACUGUUCAGUUGUUAUUUGAUGCAGUUAUACAUUUAGGAUGUAAACCAUACCUGGAUAGCCAGAGAGCUGCAUGUAUGUGCCAAUAUGAGGACAAGACCGACCUAUAAAAGAAGACACUGAUGAAAGCUCAUGAGCUAGAACUAAGAAAAAGACUAUGUACGGAGAGCCAGUGUUCUGUUACAAAGCUGGUUUAUUUCAUUUUCACAAAGCAUAAUACAAAAAAUGGCUCAAACAUACACUAAAAUAGUUUCCUAUUUUAAAAAACAGCUUAACCCUCCUACCCUCGACAUACACUUGGAGCUUGAAACUGAAAGUAGUUUCCUUCAACAUGUGCCCAGAGGUAGAGUUGCUCAUAGAAUGCUACUGCAAAAACUACUGGUGUCUUUUUUGCUUUAAAAAAAAUAAAAAUUGGUGGUGGGGAAUGAAAGGCACAUGAGAACCAGAUAGACUUUUCAAACUUUUUUUUAAGUAGGUCAAGUUUGGAGUUUACCAACCUUUAGUGUUUCUAGUAUAUCUCAAUAGGAAAGGAAGACUUUCUGCAUUUGAAAUAUUUUGUGCAUUCAGUAUGUAAUCUUAAAUGUCUUGCACUUCUGUGCUUUUGGUAAAAUGACUUCUGUUUCUCUGCUUCUAUGUUGCUAUGUUCUCAUAUACAGUAUGUUGAAGGCUAGGCCAAACCUAGAACUAAAAACUGCAUCUUCCUAUCUGUUUUAUGUAUCAAACUCCCUUCUGAAGCACUAGUCAGAUCAGAAACACUGGUACUUUUAAGGCUUGAAUUGCAAAAUUGAACAGUUUAGAACCUAGCAAAAUAUGAAGGUGAUACUUCUGAUGUAACAACUUAGGGAAGCAUUUCUAUUGUUCUUACAAAUUAUUUCUUAAAGAAAUAUUUUUAAUAGAUGUUUAUAUUUUUCAAAUCAAAUUUAUUUUUAUUAAAUGUACCACCCAACAGAGGCAUUCUAUUUAACAAAGGUGUCUUUAUAUGUAUAGCAAGGAUGGAUCUUAAUUGUCCAAAGAGAAUGAUUUAUAUUUAACUCUUGUAAUGUAGACUGUGUUACUGUAUUCACUUACCUUUUGGCUUAUCUUCCUUUUACUCUGUUCUUUGGGGUUUUGUAAAAAAUUAUAAAUAAGAAAAAUGAUUUUUUUAAAUGUCUUGGUAUUUCUACUACUUGUGCAAGAGUCAGAGUAUCCAAGACAUCUUUUGUAUGAAUAUAUUAUGUGCAGCUAACAAAUAUACAAUUCCUAAUUUUCUCUCAUCUCUGCAUUUUUCCCUGUGACUUUCAGCUUGGGUCAGCUAAAGUUAUUCAGUUUUAUGUCCAGUGUUAUUUUACCUUCAUUUUCUGUACUAACUUCCCCCUCCCCCUCAAAAAAGUGCAAAUUUCAGCAGGAGACUGUGGAUUUUGAUUGUUUAUCUCUAAGGCCAGAUCUACACUACAAAGCUAGGUCUGAUAGCUAUGGCAAUCAGGAGGGGGUGGGAACCACCACCACACACACCCGAGCUAAGGUAGCUAUGCCAGCAAAACAAAAACCAAAAAACCUCACUGUAGAUGCAGCUAUGCAGAUAGAGUACUUCUGUCAACAUAGCUAAUGGGCAUUCAGGAAAGUUGCGUUUCUACAUUAGGGCCUGGUCUACAUUACAAAGUUAGGUCAAUUUAACUACAUUGGUCGGGGUGUGAAAAGUCCACACCCAUGAGCAGUGUAGUUAAGCUAACCUAAGUCCCUGUGUAUAUAGCACAACUUUUGGAGUGUCGCAGCAAAAGCUAAAAGAUUGUGACAUUAAGCCUCUGUUUUGUAUAUGCUUUAUAAAACUGGCUUGUGGACA